UCGUCGUCGGGAAUCGGCGCACAGAUUGCUGUCAAGUUGUCAUCCCUGGGCGCACACGUAGUCAUCACCGGAAGGGAUCAAAAUAAGAUGGAUUCUGUGGUCAAAAAGUGUGAAUCUCUGUCCAGAGGGCGAGCACUUGGAGUGGUGGCUGACAUCGAGGUUGAGAGUGAUGUCAAGAAUUUAGUGAAUACUACUCUCAGAGAAUUUGUCGGAAUUGAUAUUCUGGUCAAUAACGCGGGCCAUACACUCGUCUGUCAAUUCUCGUCCAACAGUUAUCUUAAAUGUUUUGAUCAGAUGUUUGAUCUCAACCUCAGGAGUGUUCAGGUGGUGACCCAUUUGGUGGUCCCAUAUCUGGAGCAAAGUAAAGGCAAUAUUAUUAACAUUUCAAGUAUAGGUGUAGAACUACCGAUGCCGAAAGCGAUGGCUUAUAAUAUGGCUAAGAAUGCGCUCAAUAUGUUCACCAAAUGUUUGGCACUCGAGUUGACACCCAAAGGGAUACGAGUCAAUAGUGUCAGUCCGGGUCUUAUCCGUACCCCACUCUCGGAGACAGCGUUGGGCGACAAGUGGUUAGCCUUUGAGAAGCGUUGCGCCGAUACUCACCCGUUGGCACGUAUUGGGGAACCGGUCGAAGUGGCCGAUGCCGUGGCAUUCCUCACCUCAUCCCUGUCCGCGUCCUUCAUUACCGGCGAUAUAUUUCCGGUCGAUGGCGGCGCUCAAAGGACACCCCUGUAGUAAUUCUGU
This is a messenger RNA of Oppiella nova, 741 nucleotides long. NCBI's taxonomy places the organism in Eukaryota, Metazoa, Arthropoda, Arachnida, Sarcoptiformes, Oppiidae. The record is from the annotation of a GenBank genome assembly.